AUGAUUAUUAUUGCGCUUGUAUGUUUAGUGCCCCAUCUGAACACUCCAAUGUACUUUUUCCUGUGCAACUUGUCUGUCCAAGAUAUUGUCUAUGUUACUGCCGUCAUUCCAAAAUUUCUGGCCAUCACUAUAACAGGUGACAACAGCAUUUCUUUCCAAGGCUGUAUGACUCAGAUGUAUCUAUAUGCAUUAUGUGUUAUGGUGGAAUUUCUCCUCCUGACCUCCAUGGCUUAUGAUCGCUAUGUAGCCAUCUGUAUCCCCAUGCGCUACUCUCUCAUCAUGAAGAAAAGUGUAUGUGUUCUUCUUGCCUCUGUUUCUUGGUUCAUCGGUGCCACAGUUUCAUUCUUGUAUUGUUGGCUUGUAGUUCAUUUACUGUUCUGUGAUCAUCAAGAAAUUAACCAUUUUGUUUGUGACCUGAAAGCCAUUCUGAAGCUUUCUUGCAGUGACACUACAAACAUUAAAUUUGUAAUAUUGAUGGUAUGUGUGUUCAUUGGGUUCCUACCCUUUGAUUUCAUUUUGAUCUCCUACGGAAACAUUAUAUAUUCUGUCUUAAAGAUCCGUACUUCAGCAGGGAAACUCAAGAUCUUCUCCAGCUGUGGAUCCCAUCUCACAGUUGUGGUUCUGUUCUGUGGGACAACUUUAGUUUUGUACAUGAAGCCAGAUUCUGAGAAUUCCCAAGAAAUAGAUAAGCUAUUCUCUCUACUGUACGUGGCUGUCACCCCACUGCUUAAUCCAUUAGUGUAUAGCUUGAGGAACAAAGAUAUUAUUAAUGCAAUUAAAUUUAUCAUGAAACUAUUAUAA
This is a messenger RNA of Xenopus laevis (African clawed frog), 801 nucleotides long. RefSeq names its product olfactory receptor 13F1-like. Lineage: Eukaryota; Metazoa; Chordata; Amphibia; Anura; Pipidae. The transcript has a single exon. The record is from RefSeq and is a predicted model, not a curated record. Bases 1 to 801 code for a protein of 266 amino acids.